Molecule: messenger RNA, 528 nt
Organism: Strongyloides ratti
Lineage: Eukaryota; Metazoa; Nematoda; Chromadorea; Rhabditida; Strongyloididae
Product: C-type lectin domain and C-type lectin-like domain and C-type lectin fold domain-containing protein
Exons: 2
Coding region: 1-528 (175 amino acids)
Cellular component (GO): plasma membrane
Molecular function (GO): transmembrane signaling receptor activity
Source: RefSeq, a predicted model, not a curated record
AUGCUAUUAUUGAGAUUUUUUAUAAAUAUAUUAUGUAUUUUAAUUACUAUUACACUCCAAAGAAAAUUAAAUUGUUGCCCUAAAGGUUGGAUUAACAAUGAAGAAUCGUGUUAUUAUGUUAUAAGACACCAAUUAGAUUUUAAUACCGCAGAACAUUAUUGCGCUAGUAAACAUUCUAUACUAGUUGAGGUGGAAUCUAUUGAUGAAUGGAAUUUGAUACGACAACUUCCGCCAACAGAUAGAUAUUUUUGGAUAGGAAUUCGAGACUCAAGUUAUGACAACAACAUUAUUACAAGUGCAAGAGGUUCUAUCUUAACUAUACAACAAUUAACAUACUUACCUUGGUUAGUUAAAAAAAAAAAUAAUAUCCAAAAACGUGACAACGGAUGGAGUUCUUUAAGUAAAUGUGCAGCCUAUUUCAAUGUAAUCAAUGUUAAUGCCGGUUACAUUUAUUUUUACAACUGCAAUCUUAAUUUUUUUGCUAUCUGUGAAAGAAAUGUAACAAAAUUUGGUUUUCAUUCAAUUUAA